AUGGAGGGCCGUAUUGCCAAAAAUGACUAUACAUUGGGCGGUCGUCACACAGGCAUCACUCUCCGAGCCGGCGAAACCAUAGAGUUUGGUAUCUAUGCGAUGCAUAUGAACGCCGACUACUAUCCAAACCCCGAACAGUUCAAUGUCGACCGUUUUCUACCGGAAAACCGUAACCAACUGACACCCUAUGCUUUCUUACCGUUUGGUUUGGGUCCGCGACAGUGUAUUGCCAAACGGUUUGCGCAAAUGCUCGUCAAACUAACACUCGCGACACUUGUAUUGAAAUACCGAUUCAAUACAUGUGAACAAACAGAUAUACCAACCAAAGUACAUAUAAGUAGUUUUUCAAAUGCACCCAAAUGUAUCAAUUUGAAAAUUCAAUCUUACAUUGAAAAUUACAUAUAUUAA
Molecule: messenger RNA, 408 nt
Organism: Oppia nitens
Lineage: Eukaryota; Metazoa; Arthropoda; Arachnida; Sarcoptiformes; Oppiidae
Product: cytochrome P450 3A19-like
Exons: 1
Coding region: 1-408 (135 amino acids)
Molecular function (GO): heme binding; oxidoreductase activity, acting on paired donors, with incorporation or reduction of molecular oxygen; monooxygenase activity
Source: RefSeq, a predicted model, not a curated record